AUGGCAAUGAUGAUGAUGAUGGGCAGUAGCCCCUGCGGCUUUGAAAAUGUGACACGGCAGCGCUUCCAGGCGGCUGCACAUGUACGGCCGCCACCUCUCCUCCACCUGCUCCGCCGAUGUUCCUCGCCGGAAGACCUCAGCCGAAUUCACGCGCUGGUCGUGAAGAUUGGGGGCCCUCCCCACCUCACCUCCCACCUCCUCAAGGCUGCCGUGGAGGUUGAAUCCGCCACCCUUCGACUCCCCUCGUCUCUGUUCGCCCGCAUCUCCCGCCCGGACAUCUCCGCGUUCAAUGUCAUGGUUCGAGGGUACGCGCAGAGCGAGUCGCCCCUGGAAGCGCUGCUUCUUUACUCGACAAUGCUCGAGACAUCCGUCGUUCCCGAUCGCCACACUUUCCUGUUCAUCAUCAAGGCCUGCGGCCGCUUGAACCUCCUUCAGGAGGCCAUGGCCGUUCAUGGUCACGUCGUGAAAGCUGGCUUUAGCUGCGACGUCUUCGUCCUGACGGCACUGAUACAUGCUUAUGCAAUUGUCGGACGGUUGGAGUCUGCGCGCCAGUUGUUCGACCAAAUGCCCGAGCGGGAUGUUGUCUCUUGGAAUGCGUUGAUUAGUGGGUACUGUCGUGGUGGCCGGGUCGGCGACGCACGGAAAUUGUUUGAUGAAAUGCCUGUUCAGAAGACGCUGGCUUCUUGGAACGCAAUAAUUGCUGGUUAUGUACAGAAUGAGUUAUAUAGGAAGGCUUUAAUGGUUUUGAAUGACAUGCAAUGCAAGAAAGUGAAAAUGGAUGUGGUCACUGUGAUAAGUGCAUUAUCGGCAUGCGCUAGCUUGGGUGCAUUGACAAUAGGAGAAUGGUUGCAUAAGUACGUCGCCAGAAUUUUCAAGUGUCACGUGAUUUCCUGGAAUCCAGUUUCAGGUCAACUGAUUGGAGAAGAGCUUCAGGAACGCAUGUCUCGUGCGAAAACAUUGACUGAAGGACAUGACAAAAGGCUCGCGCUUGGAAACGCACUGAUUAGUAUGUACUCUAAAUGUGGACAUAUUAACAAAGCUCUGCUUGUUUUUGAGGCAAUGCCUGUGAAGAAUGUCAUCUCCUGGACAUCGAUAAUCGAUGGUUGUGCUCUUCAUGGAGAAGGAAGGAGGGCGUUGAAUCUCUUUAAUAGAAUGAAGAAGACCGUCGUGAUUCCUAACGCCGUAACUUAUGUGGCAGUUCUACGUGCCUGCAGCCAUUCAGGCUUAGUGAACGAGGGAAUGCUUUAUUUUGAUGAGAUGUUGACCGAAUAUGGAAUCGAGCCACAGGUUGAGCAUUAUGGUUGUAUGGUUGAUCUGUUUUGCCGAGCAGGAAUGCUAGAUGCUGCUUAUGAGUUCACGAUGAGCAUGCCUGUACAGCCUGAUGUUGUUACUUGGCGAAAUUUGCUUUGUGGUUGCAGAACUCAUGGCGACCACCAACUGGGUAGAAUUGUGGCCGAUCAUAUUAUGCAGAGGGGGUUGCAGGAAGAAGAAGGGCUCUGCGUUCUUAUUUCCAGUAUUUAUGCUGCUGGUGGAAGGUGGGAAGAUGCAGCCUAUGUGAGGAAAAAGAUGAAGAGAUGCGGAAUUAGAAAAACACCUGGUUGCAGCUCUAUUGAAGUGGACAACAUGGUCCACGAGUUUGUGAAAGGAGACAAAUCCCAUCCUAAGACCAGGGAAAUCUAUGAUAUGAUUGCAGAUAUGAUGAAGAAUCUAAGAUAUAGUGAGAAUUGUUCUCCAAAUUUCUUUGACUAA
Molecule: messenger RNA, 1749 nt
Organism: Nymphaea colorata (pocket water lily)
Lineage: Eukaryota; Viridiplantae; Streptophyta; Magnoliopsida; Nymphaeales; Nymphaeaceae
Product: pentatricopeptide repeat-containing protein At1g08070, chloroplastic-like
Exons: 1
Coding region: 1-1749 (582 amino acids)
Biological process (GO): RNA modification
Molecular function (GO): protein binding; RNA binding
Source: RefSeq, a predicted model, not a curated record